Clonostachys byssicola is the source of this 930-nucleotide messenger RNA. NCBI's taxonomy places the organism in Eukaryota, Fungi, Ascomycota, Sordariomycetes, Hypocreales, Bionectriaceae. The record is from the annotation of a GenBank genome assembly.
AUGGCCCUCCUCCACAGACUAAUCGUUCUCAUCCCGCUGAUCCUGUCCAUUGUGGGCACGAUCCUGUCAGCGUUGUCUCUAUUUGCUGGCCACAAGCAAGGUUUCAUGGAAGACUAUGCCAUUGCAAGACUCAAUGUCUCGCGCAUAGGCUACGAUGUCAUCAAGUCCAGCAGCAGUGAUAGCAGCUCAAACGACGAUGGUGGCUUCCUAGACUCACUCAAGGACAAGUUGAAUGAUGCCAAGAAGGACAUUACAGAGAAGAUCAACGAUGUAGUCGGCGACGUCGCCGGAGACGUUGCCGAGAGCAUCGGCAUCUCAGAGUGGUACUCCAUCCAUGUCAUGGGCGCCUGCGAGGGCGACUACUCGCCAAACUCAACCGUCUCGUAUGCGUCGCUCAACAUCACCAACUGCACCGCCUCUGAAGCAGGAUUCCGCCUCAACAUGACCGCACUGAUGGACAAGGAGCUCAGCGUCGGCCCCUUUGACAUCAACAUCGCCGACCUGGGCUGGGACGAGAAGAUGCAGGACAAGCUCGACAUCGUCAACAAGGUCCUCCUCGGCCUCUUCGUCCUCUUCGUCCUGGGCAUAGGCUUCAGCGGCCUCGCGACCAUCCUCUGCGUCGCCGCGUUCCUCCUCCCCGAGAACAGGCUCGUCGCCGUCGGGAACCUCGUCCUCGCCCUGCUGGCCACCAUCGUGCUCAUCAUCGCCAGCAUCCUCGUCACCGUCAGCGUCACCAAGGGCGUCAACGAGUUCAACAACCUGUCCGAGAAGAUUGGCGUCACCAUCGUGAGGGGCAACCCCUUCCUCAUCAUCAGCUGGGUCGCCGCCGUCGUCAUGCUCGUCGCCAUGGUCUUCUGGGCCACGCGGUUUCACAUGAUCCGGAAGCAGGAUAGGCUCGGUCCCCGAUACGUCUCGCGGUCCAAGAUCUAA